AGACAAAGAAAUCUGCAAGUACAUCGGAUUGUGCAACAUCCGAAUAAAUCAUGUCGACCUUAGGAAUAUCCUGUUACGAGGAUGGGUUUCGAUUGGGUGGCCCGCCAUCGGAAUGCUCCCUCAGGAGCAAGGCGCAGAUCGACGCACUGUUCGAAGAUUCCAGAUCGAUCUGCAGCACAUUGAGCGGUUGGUACGCCGGAUUGUCGGUCGUCAUCCCGACCAACCCCGACGACUCGAGCGCUGAAGAGCAGAAAAGGGUGAACAGCGCCGUCCAGGCACGCAUCGAGGCGAUGUUCGCCUCGGUGGAGGCUGAAAGUGGAACGCCCGGUGAAUGCGCCGCCGCUAUCCUGCCGGUAAAAUAUAUGGGAGCUGCUCCGGUCGGCGGACGCGUAGCGAGUGUUCGGGGUCUUCAAGAGCCUCUUCGUCAGCUAUUGGAACGUAUAGAAGGGUGUGUCAGGGCCGAGUUGGAAAUCUCCAGGCGUGGACUGACAUACCGUACGAGCGAUAUCUGUGAGAAGAAUAAUCCCUUUCGCAGGAUAGCGGUAUGGAGUGCCCUGAAGCUGAGGUGCAAGAGAAUACCAUCGGGUGACGUGCAUCACGCCUUCUUACCUUUAGUCGGCGAUCAGGAUCAAAGAUACACGCAGACACUGGAAAAUAAACACGCUGAUCUCUACAGGACGAUGCGCGGUUUAAAAAAUGAAGCAGAAUUAUAUCCGCCGAUCUUCGCAGUGGUGAUGCGACGACCUGGGGCUGCCAGACUCCUGGAAUGUCACGGGUUCGCCUGCGAAUCCGAGGAAGACGCUGUGGUAGCUGCGGCCACGUUGUAUCGCGCUCUUCUUGCUGAUUUGGAUGCGAAUCGCCGACGACCACGUCAUGCGAACGGUGUCGGUUGCAUUAGUCUGGCCUCUGUUGCUUCCAGCGUUCGAGAACCCAGCCUCAGCAGCAGGAUGAGUUAUUUGCUGCCUCCGCCACCAAGACCGACUGCGCCUCACCCUGUGAGACCACCCAGAACCAAGAAGAGUUCCAUGAGUAGCUCCGUCACCGAGGACGAAGGAACAAAGUCUAGUUUACAGAAAAUGCCGCGUAGAAAAAAGAAAAAUUCCGACGUCAAGGCGGAAGACAUCCUUGAGGCGCGUGGAAGAAGACGAGACGUCAAGAUCGAAAAAACCAAAUUUGGACAAAGCAAUCGUGAUGUUAUAUUGUCCAGAAAUGAGGAAUUACAAAAUUCGAAGAAUAAGGCGUUUUCUACGAAGGAUAAAAAUUCCUUGAGAAUCGAGGUUGAAUCUGAAAAAAAUUACAACAGUAAUAACACGAACGAAAUCUACGAAAGACAAUCGAAUAAGUACGAGAAACUGUACAAACAGAACAAUCCGAAAAAGGAGUCGGCCAGUUUGAAAGAUAUUUACGAAAAAAAUUACGAAUCGUACAAUUUGAGUCGAGGGAACAUUGAUAAUUGCGAACGACAAUCGUAUUCUUCCAGAACUGAUAGCGUUUUAAUGUAUGAAAAAAUCGAUAAGAUCGGAAGAAACGAGACAAACUCUACUUACGAGCAAACCGACAGGAAGAAGGAAAGUAUUUACAGUUCGCGCAUCGAAGACGCUGAUAAGAUCUACAGCCUCGGAAAGGAAGAGAUUUACGUCAGCAAGGACAAUAAUAAGAACAAUAAGAUGAAAAGCUCUGAAGAAGACAUCUUCUUUGCCAAAAACUUGAAGAACAGCGGGCAUUAUCAAUCGCGUCAGGAACGUUCGGAUGAUACGAUAAAACAACAGAGACGCUCACGAGAUGCAGAGAGGAUAUAUUCCGGCAAAAGGCUCAACAGAGUCGUUACUAUGGACAAACCGUUGAAGAAGGAGCAAUCGGAUCCCGCUUAUUCGUUAAGUAUAGUCCCGGAGUAUAGUCGUCCUCGAAGAAGAAGAAGCAGAGCAGGCAGCGAACCGCCUGUCAGUCAUUCGGAGAACAAGAUUCUGCAAGAAAACGUGUUGAAGAGAUCGCAGAGUGACAUAGAUGUAGAUCGAGGCGAUCUAAUGACGAGGGUCGAGUUACCCAGAAGAGGCAGCUUCUUGACUUCCGGAAGUACUCGGAGAUCUAACAAUAUCAAAGGCGGCACUCCUUUAGGAUUCACAGAACUGUUUGAUGAAUUUAGAAAUCAGGAGGGCUUGACCAGCGUGGAUGAUAUCUUGGCGGCUAUUAUAGAUCCGGAAGGUAUGUCGUUCAACGAUCUGAAGCCACUUUACAAAGAAUUCUUACUUAAAUUGGCGGCAACCUUAACGCAAGACGAACUGUAUCAGAGAUCUGCCAGCAUCAUGAGAAGACGUCGAAGACCGCAGAGACGAAGAUCGAAUCGUCGAUCUUGUUUAUUGGGCAAAGCCAUCAAGAGAUCGGUCUCGAGAUUGAAAGGUGGCCCUACGGAAUUUACUUCUGUCAUAUUUCCGGCGAGAAGAUUGAACGAUAGCUUCGGCAGUAGUUCGUCGUGCGAUGUUAGAAACAACCAUCGAAAUCGAGUGCUGGCGAGUAGGCUCGGUAGGAGAAAAUCCUCGUGGAAGGCGACGAAAACCGGCGCGUGUCACACUACCUCGGAAGACAGCGAUACAUGUAGACGACUAAGUCGCAGUAUGGGUGCCGCCGCAAACAGAAGCAGCAGCGGCUAUGUAAGCUGCAGCGAGUGUAGCUACGACUCCGAGUCGUGCACGUGCGUAUCGGCGGACAAGUGUUAUUGCUCGUUGUCUAGACGGAUACCAGCAACGUCGGUGCCAGAGAACACGGUAAUCUGCGCUUGCGACACUGACAGUUGUUCCGAGAGCAAUAAAUGUUAUUGCGCGAGGAAGCCGAUACAGCCAACCAUACUGGAGCAACUUAGGCAGAAGGGUAUCGUGCCCUCAGAGAGCACCCUUAGCAGAGGAGACAGUCCCGAGAGGAUCAGAGGCUCGAGAAUGACCGGUAGUCAUAGCUCAUCGCGCAACACUGAUCUUCUUAAGACUCGAUCAUCGCCGAUUUGUGGUAGUUCGGAUAAUUUGGCCUUAGAUUACGAUCUCUUCAGCCCAGGAAGAAGAUCCCAGCAAUCGUCCGGCAGCGAGAAAGUUCUCGUCGUUAGCGCCAGAGAUACUCAGGGCCGUUUGGUUUACGUCGGUGGCACGGAACGAGAUAAAAAGUAUUCCUCUCGCGGUAACGGGAGAUCCGGAGCGCAUCACGAAGCGCUUUCCAUCAAGAAAAGCGCGGAAAUCGCUGCCGUCUUUGGUGCAGGAGAAAAUAAUCGGAACUCGAGAAGAGCCAGUAAUGCAUCGAGUAUAAGAAGUUCGAUCAGUCUCGAAGCCGGAUUGGGUUACUUACCUUGACAGAAG
Molecule: messenger RNA, 3338 nt
Organism: Camponotus floridanus (Florida carpenter ant)
Lineage: Eukaryota; Metazoa; Arthropoda; Insecta; Hymenoptera; Formicidae
Exons: 7
Coding region: 51-3332 (1093 amino acids)
Source: RefSeq, a predicted model, not a curated record